UUGAGUGCGGCUGCGCGCUUCUCAAUGCUUUCGCCGUUGCUGACGCGACUCGGCACGAAAAAAGAGAGUGUGAACCCUUUGGCAGUGCCUAACGAUUCGGCUGAAAGUAAACAGAUCGCACGACGUGAGUGAAGUAUUAUUUGGGAGCCUACGAUAGUAAUUCAGCGACAAUCUUAACCAGCGAGUAACCAACCUCUCCCGUAUGUGAUCGCCCUUCCUCCUCGUCGGAGUCGGACGCUGCCAACGAGGGCCAAGGAACUAAAUAGCAUAUCGCCAUUAUAUGAUCCAGUAUCCAGCGUCACUUUUACCCUCCAUGUGGGUGAGGGAACUGUGUGUAUCAGAUUAUGGCGAGAAAAACAGUUAGCAGGAAAAGGAAGGCAGGAGAGCCCAAGGACCAACAACAGCUGGGCUGGUGUCAGGCACCACACAAGCGGAGCCGUGUUUCUUGUUCAUCACGUCAUGCCCAGCAGUGGUGGUGCAGUCGGCGCUCAGUGGUAUGUGCCCUACGGGGGCGGGAGUUCAGGCCUCAGCAGCAGCACGAGUUGCGGCUCCAGCGGAGCCUGCGGGGCUUUGCGGCCGGCAGGCUCCCUGGCAUCCUCAAAGAGAGGGAGUUCUCACUGGGGCGACUCAACAAGGUGUUUGCUUCACAGUGGCUCAACCACAGGCAGGUGGUGUGUGGGACCAAGUGCAACACGCUUUUUGUAGCUGAUGUCCUGACGGGACAGAUAACACGCAUUCCCAUGCUGAAGGACAGGGAGUGUCACGGUGGAGGCUCUGGGGUGGUGGGUGCAGUGGUGGCGGGGCGGCAGUACCACUCCACAGCUGGCUCUCGUUCCCGGAUGGACCAGCAGGGCUGCGGGAUCCACGCUAUUGAACUCAACCCCUCUAGGACGCUGCUAGCUACCGGAGGAGACAACCCCAACAGCCUGGCCAUUUACCAGCUGCCCACACUGGACCCUGUUUGUGUUGGAGAUGACGGUCACAAUGACUGGAUCUUCUCCAUAGCAUGGAUCAGUGACAACAUGGCAGUUUCUGGGUCCAGAGAUGGCUCCAUGGGCCUGUGGGAGGUGACAGAGGAAGUAAUGAGCCAGGCAGAGCGCAGUCAGAACGAGGAGUCUGUACCCUCCUACGCACACAUCUCUCACCGUGCCCUCAAGGACAUCCCAAAGGAGUACACCAACCCAUACAACUGUAAAGUCCGUGCUCUGGCCUUCAACAACAACCAUAAAGAACUGGGUGCUGUGUCGUUGGACGGCUAUUUCCACCUCUGGAAAGCUGAACACAACUUGUGCAAGAUACUGUCCACCAAGCUGCCUCACUGCAAAGAGAAUGUGUGUCUGGCAUAUGGACAGGACUGGUCAGUCUACGCCGUCGGUUCUCAGGCCCAUGUUUCCUUUCUGGACCCGCGGCAGCCUACACACAGCAUCAAGUCCGUCAAUUCCAGAGAGAGAGGAAGUGGGAUCCGAUCAGUGAGUUUCUACGAGCACAUUGUGACAGUGGGCACCGGCCAGGGUUCUCUUCUCUUCUACGACAUCCGUGCCCAGAGAUUCCUGGAGAGUCUUUUGAAUCCAGCCGGGGGGUACCGGAAGUGCCCAGGAGAUGGCAUCCUUAAGCUUACUACAGGGAAAGGCUGGCUGAAUCAUGACGAGACGUGGAGGAGUUACUUCUCUGACAUUCAUUCCUUCCCCAACGCGGUGUACACCCACUGCUACGACGACUCCGGCACCAAGCUGUUUGUAGCAGGUGGACCGCUCUGUUCUGGCCUGCACGGCAACUACGCAGGACUGUGGAGCUAGCCUCUCCGUCUCCUGCUCUAUCACUACAUCCACGUCCACAUUUUUACUUAACCAGUCCCUCCGUCCCUCUCCCUCUUCAAGUCUGUUGACAUCACUGUCUCUGGUAUCCCUCUUGCUCAUUGGAUUGUCACUCUGUUUUGCUCACACGUGGACUCAGGAGCAUGAUCUUGCCCCCACCGUAUCACGGCUUUCAAUAUUAUUGCUGUGUAUGUUUGUGUCUACCAUUACACUAUUCCUUCUCCUUCAAUUAUUCCUUUGCUCCUUCCACCUCAGCUACUCAGUUUUUUAUAUGAAAAUGUACAAACUAUUAAUAACAAGUAAUUUUCUCAAGAGCUGCGAUGUCUGCCAGUAAGGAACUGAAUUUUGAGAAACAUAAACAAUAAAGUAAUACAUUUUUUCAUCAUCAUUUAAAACAUUUACAUCCAAUCCGCAGGGAUUAGGCUAUGGUCUUUUGCUGGCUUGUUUUUGUAUGUAAGGAUAGUGUUUACUGCUGCUUUCUCUGUGAUAAAUGACAGUGUCUUUGUGAAAUACCUGUGGAGUUUUCUCCCAAAAGUUCCUUUUCAUUCUCUCACUGAAAUGGACGGCAAUAAAGAGAGAGGGAGAGAGGAAGAAGGACUGAAGAGACAAUACAUUUUGAAGGACUGAGCCGGACUGCAGUUUGACGUUUGAUAGAGAAUAUUUACUGGUUGGAACAGCCCGUCCUUUCCCGCAACAAUCACAUAGAACGUCUCUCUUCUGUCGGAACUAAAAUGAAGAAGCCAAUCGUUAUGGGACACGGUGUUCGUAUUUUUCUCACUGAGAUGACGUAGGGGAGAAACAAUAAGAUUGCUAAAUGCAGUGUUCUGCUAUGAAUUAAUCCCAACAAAUGCGUAUUUUAUUUUUUGACUCUGUGUGAUUUGACAGACAUACCCCUGCUGAUAUUCUAACUAGCUUUAUUUGUAUUUAUUUUCCCCUUUCUGUCACCUUUGUUCCGUUGGUCGGGAGUCUUUAUACCUGCUUCUUUUGAAAGACUUAUUGUCUUUUUGCCCUUUGCUCAUGUUCCUGUUCUCUUAGGCCAGAAUGCUUUCAGCACAUUUGAACAUUGCCGGUGUUCAAAUCAUGAUCUGUAACCAUUCUGGCAUUGCUCGAGAAUUGACCCUAAAACUUAGGAGCGAGUUAAGCACAUCAGAUAUGAUGAUUGAUAGGUGAACCUUUAAUUACUGGAUUGAAUCCUCCCUCCUUGAUUCUGGGACUCCUCCACGAAAACUAGGGAGAAGAUCUGUAGUAGCUCACUUCGAUCUUCUCAGCCAUCCAGCAAGAAUAAUGCAAAGAGAACUAAUGAGAAUUUCUGGACUCUACCCUGGAGUGUGAUGCUGCAAGCACAUAAAUUUGUUAUCACAGUUGUAAAACAUUUUUUUUUUCUCCUUUUUGUUGUACCAAGGACUGAGUGAUUCUGCUCUUUUCCUUGUUUAGCAGAACCAGGGUGGGCUUGAGUUGCGUUUUUGCCUUCCUCAAGUCUUUCUGUGAAAGACUAUCACAGGUGAUCAUAGUUUUCCUUUUCUACAGUUUUCAUGAUAAUGACAGAUUGAAAAGAGAAACCCAAAUUACGACCACAAAUUGAACAAAUAACCAACACUUUUGAAGUGUUUUUUAUAUAUAAAUGUGUAUAUGUAUGUGUAAAAUACAUAGGGACACUUGCAUACAUUUUUAUGUAUAUGUCUGAGGAAGUGUGUGGAUUGAUCUGUCUACUUGGUGAUGCCCUGUUUUUUUUAUACAUGCCUCAUGAAUGUUUUUACAAAUGACUGAAUCUGAGGUUAUUGUAAGAUAUAAACAUCUGAAAAAAACAAGCUAUGAAAUCUUUAAAAAGAGUAAAUAAUAAAAAUAAAAUGUAUAUUG
Messenger RNA from Chelmon rostratus (copperband butterflyfish), 3671 nucleotides. It is a transcript of the gene dcaf12, whose product is annotated as DDB1 and CUL4 associated factor 12. Lineage: Eukaryota; Metazoa; Chordata; Actinopteri; Chaetodontiformes; Chaetodontidae. Gene Ontology annotation, molecular function: protein binding. The transcript has 9 exons. The record is from RefSeq and is a predicted model, not a curated record. Bases 345 to 1796 code for a protein of 483 amino acids. Gene Ontology annotation, cellular component: Cul4-RING E3 ubiquitin ligase complex.